Messenger RNA from Synchiropus splendidus (mandarinfish), 1446 nucleotides. RefSeq names its product DnaJ (Hsp40) homolog, subfamily C, member 25 (gene dnajc25). The record is from RefSeq and is a predicted model, not a curated record. The coding region runs from base 40 to 1104 and encodes 354 amino acids. Gene Ontology annotation, biological process: protein folding. Gene Ontology annotation, cellular component: endoplasmic reticulum membrane. The transcript has 5 exons. Lineage: Eukaryota; Metazoa; Chordata; Actinopteri; Syngnathiformes; Callionymidae.
UAUGGGACAGCAGCAGUAACGGGAGCGCCGCAGACGGAGAUGGUUUCCCUCACGGAGCGAACCCGUGGAGGCACCGGCGGGUCUCCGAUGUCGUGGCGGUGGCGGCUCGCGGUGCUUCUGUUCGCGGCCACGUCGGUGCCGCAGGUGACGGCGCUGGUGGAAGGACUGUACUGCGGCACGGAGGUCUGCUACGAUGUGCUCGGCGUCACCAGGGAGGCCUCCAAGGCUGAGAUCGCCCGAGCUUACAGGCAGCUGGCUCGCCGGUACCAUCCCGACCGAUUCCGUCCUGGAGACCCCGAAUUGGAGCCUGCUCAGCAGCGGUUCCUGCUCGUCGCCACCGCGUAUGAGACACUGAAGGAUGAAGACUCCAGGCGGGACUACGACUACAUGCUGGACCACCCUGAGGAGUACUACCAGCACUACUAUGCCUACUACCGCCGCCGACUCACUCCCAAAGUGGAUGUCAGGGUCGUCAUCCUGGUCACCAUCUGUGCAAUCUCCAUUUUCCAGUACUACAGCUGGCACAGCAGUUACAACGAGGCCAUCAACUACCUGGUGACAGUUCCUAAAUACCGGAUCCAGGCCACUGAGAUCGCCAAGCAGCAGGGUCUGCUCAACCGCGCCAAGGAGAAGGGCAAGAACCGGCGCUCCAAAGAGGAGAUCCGCGAGCAGGAGGAGGAGGUGAUCCGCGACAUCAUCAAGAAUAAGAUAGACAUUAAAGGAGGCUAUCAGAAGCCCAACCUGUCCGACAUCCUGCUGUGCCAGAUCGUCCUCUUCCCUUACUACCUGACCCAGUAUGUGAAAUGGUACGUGACUUGGGUCUACCGCUUCACCAUCUGCAGAGAAGAGUACGGUCAGGAGGAGAAGCUCUACUUGAUCAGGAGGAAUAUGAAAAUGUCCCAGGCUCAGUUCGACGGCAUGGAUGAAAACUCUGUGGAGACGUUUCUGGAGAAGCAGCUGUGGAUCAAAGAAAACUAUGAGGUUUACAAAAAAGAGCAGGAAGAGGAAAUGAAAAUAAAGAUGGCCACGGAUCCGAGGAUGAAGAGGUACCGGCGCUGGAUGAAGAACGAAGGACCCGGGCGACUGACCUUCGUGGACGACUGAGGGAGGGUGCAACUCUCCAAGCCCAACAUGUCUGCCUCAGUGCCAACAAGCAAGGACUUCUCUCACAGCGGUGGAAGUGCUUGUGUAGAGUUCUGCUAUGCCUGUUUAUAAAGUCAGAGAUAUUUUCAUACUCAUCGCGCCUCAGACCAGGUGGAGAAUAAACUGUGAGAUGAAUUGUCACAGUGUUUUUAACAUCUUUAAAUCCUUUUAUUUUGAGCUGUGUCCUGCUGCUGCUCUCAAAGAGUCUUCAUUGUGGAAUACCGUCCAGUGACCAGUGGGUUACCAAGUAUCAUUCAAGUGUCCUUGGGCAAUCAAACUUUUAUAAGAAAUAAAAUCUUUGGA